AUGCCUGGGAUACUUAUGAGGAAAAAGUCGCGAAACCCUGUCAUACCUAAGGAGGACAAUGUACUUGGGAAGCUUAUGGAUCUACUACCUCUUUCAAAAGUAAGAAAUAGAGCAGAUCUAUCGGAUCAAAAAUAUCACCUUCAACAAGAUCAAAAGGUUGAGUGUGUAUGA
Molecule: messenger RNA, 171 nt
Organism: Acaulospora morrowiae
Lineage: Eukaryota; Fungi; Glomeromycota; Glomeromycetes; Diversisporales; Acaulosporaceae
Source: the annotation of a GenBank genome assembly